CACGUGGUUAAGCUGUGGGAAGUUGUGGGAUUUCAUGAGGAGACGAAAAAUUCCUUCUUAAACCCUAAUUCCCAAAACCUAAAAACCCAGGAAGAAACUUCUACUCCUGCUGUUACUCUCUCCCUCUGAAGAUGGCAAGGCGUUUGAUUCCUUCUCUGAAUCGCAUUUUGGUUGAGAAAAUAGUUCCUCCUUCCAAAACCAAUGCUGGAAUUCUGCUUCCUGAGAAAACUUCCAAGCUGAACUCUGGAAAAGUGGUUGCUGUGGGUCCUGGAUCUUGGGAUAAAGAUGGAAAGCUUAUUCCUGUUACUGUAAAGGAAGGAGACACUGUUCUUUUGCCUGAAUAUGGGGGCAUUGAAGUGAACCUUGGUGAUAAAGGGUAUCAUCUAUACCGAGAUGAGGAUAUCCUCGGAACUCUUCAUGAUUAAUGCAUAAUGUUUCCAAGAGUUGGAAAUUAAUUCAGUUAGAUACUCUUGAGAUUACUGUUGGUUUCCCAGCAUGCCAAUUGAAACUUGCAUCAACCUUGUCUUUUGUAUUCCCAAGGGAGUGAGGUUGGAAAUUAAUUUGCUGUGGGUAAUGAAAAAAAAUAUGAAAACUUUCUUAUCUUUUCA
This is a messenger RNA of Hevea brasiliensis (rubber tree), 608 nucleotides long. Its product is annotated as 10 kDa chaperonin, mitochondrial. The transcript is spliced from 3 exons. Gene Ontology annotation, cellular component: mitochondrial matrix. The record is from RefSeq and is a predicted model, not a curated record. Gene Ontology annotation, molecular function: protein folding chaperone; protein-folding chaperone binding; ATP binding. Bases 132 to 425 code for a protein of 97 amino acids. NCBI's taxonomy places the organism in Eukaryota, Viridiplantae, Streptophyta, Magnoliopsida, Malpighiales, Euphorbiaceae.